AUGGAUGAGGAGGGUGGGGAUGUCGAGACAUUAAAAUUCACGGUGGAAUUACUCAUCAGCCGGGCUAAAUUCAACAUCGUUCGACUCGUUGAUUUACGGCGUAAUGUCAUUUUCAGGUACACGUUCGAGGCACUGCAAGAAUCGGCGCAGUAUUUGCUGGACCGUGUGAAGAUGAGGCCGAAGAUUGGGAUUAUUUGCGGUUCUGGAAUGGAGCAAAACGAGUUGUGUCCAGGUUCUUUGGCGGACUCCCUCGAGAACAAGCAGUGCUUCCCAUACGAAGAAAUCCCGCAUUUCCCAGUGUCGACCGUCAUAGGCCACCAAGGACAGAUGGUGUUCGGUUAUCUACAGGGCGUACCGAUCAUGUGCAUGCAGGGAAGAUUUCAUUAUUACGAGGGUUAUCCACUCUGGAAGUGCGCUAUGCCAGUAAGAGUUAUGAAGCUCAUAGGCGUGACUCAUCUAAUCGCGACGAACGCCGCGGGAGGUCUAAAUCCCACAUACAAGGUUGGCGACAUUAUGAUGGUGAAGGAUCACGUGAACAUGAUGGGUUUUGCGGGGAAUAACCCUCUUCAAGGGCCAAACGACGACAGAUUCGGGCCGAGAUUCCCGCCGAUGAACAAAGCUUACAACGCUUCUCUCUUAGAAAUCGGCCAGCAAGUGGCGGAUGAGAUGGGUAUAAGCGAUAUCGUGCACAAAGGCGUGUACACGUGUCUCGGAGGACCAAAUUUCGAGACCGUUGCGGAACUGAAGAUGUUAAGAAUGAUUGGUGUCGAUGCAGUAGGAAUGUCUACGGUACAUGAAGUCAUCACUGCCAGGCACUGCGACUUGACCGUGUUCGCUUUCAGUUUGAUCACAAAUCAGUGCAUCACCGAAUACGAGAAUCACGAGGAAGCGAAUCACGAAGAAGUGAUGGACGUAGGAAAGUCAAGGCAAUCGUUGCUUCAAGAAUACGUAUUGCGUAUGGUGAUGCGUCUGCGAGAUAUGUUAGAUUUAGAGACAAAAUGAUUCGUGUAAUUUACGUAAUAAUUUUCACUGGUCAUCAGAUUCUCCAUUAUUCUCAUCGUGUUUGUCAUUCGUGUUUUGAUAAAUAACGACAACGAAAGAGAACCUCUAGAUGCGCACGACUUUUACAUAAAAUUUGCCAUGACCAUUUUAUCUAUUCAGACACCAACAUUUGAAGAAAGGUACUUAGAAAUUAAUUUCUACUCUGAACGUGCAAUCGAACGAGAAUUAUUGUAUUUAAUGUAACGUCAAUGCGGUUUUUAUAUUCGUUGAACAUUUUUAUGUUCCUUGUCUUGGGUGAAGAUGUUCAGGCUCGUAUUGAUAUCAAUGUGAUGUCAGCAAUUUAAAGCGAUUAAAUAUACGAACUUUGUAUCAAAGUCUAAAACAUAGAAUAAUCGACUAGUUUAGAAUAUCA
Messenger RNA from Frieseomelitta varia, 1414 nucleotides. Its product is annotated as purine nucleoside phosphorylase-like. NCBI's taxonomy places the organism in Eukaryota, Metazoa, Arthropoda, Insecta, Hymenoptera, Apidae. The record is from RefSeq and is a predicted model, not a curated record. The transcript has 6 exons. Gene Ontology annotation, cellular component: cytoplasm. Gene Ontology annotation, molecular function: purine-nucleoside phosphorylase activity. The coding region runs from base 1 to 1002 and encodes 333 amino acids. Gene Ontology annotation, biological process: nucleoside metabolic process.